AUGUCUCCCUGGACGACCUCCCUGAUGAAGGUCUGGAAGAGGCAGGGAACAAAUGCAGGAAUCCCCUGGGAUUCGAUAGAAAACACACCGUGGUGUUUUGUCAAUGGAACUGGAGUGGAAUGGGAAUACUGUAACAUUCCAUACUGCUCUGAUUUUUGUCAGAUUAAAGGCGGUCUUAUGGAGUUCAGCGGUCCUGUAAACCGUACAAAAAACAAUACAAAGUGUGUCCCUUGGUCAACUACAAAAUUCAUCAACCCAGAGGAUUUUCCAAAAGGAAAUGAAGACUUGCGACUCAAUUACUGUCGAAAUCCCAGCAACUCUCAGACUCAACCCUGGUGUUACACCAACUCCAAUGGCACGACUUACCAACACUGUGACAUCCCACACUGCCCCUCCACUGUCCUGUUCUACAAAGAAAACUACUACCCUAACCUCGAGAAGUGCCUGGGCCCUGAGACUGUUUUCUCUGACAUAACAUCAGCAAGACAGAGGUACCAGCAACUGUGCCUGACGACCGAGGAGCUGAGCCUCACCAUCUUGUGCUCCACCAACAACCACUCCUUCGCGGCCAUCCAGAUUGAGUGCGACCUGUGUCCGGACCUGCCCGUGUUCGCCAGCGUGUCCUUACAGACAGGUGUGUACAAGGUGGGCACGUCCUGGACCUACACCUGUGCUGAAGGCCGUUACCCUGUCUCGGGUAGCGGUACCUACAAGUGCGAGUUCACUAAAGAGUGGCUAGCUCCGAACCCAGGACUGAUAUGCAAGAACUGGACCAAUUACGCAUAUGGGGCCACCCUCAACAAGGUAUCCACCCUGUUAACGGACGACGACAUCAACACCUGCACCGACUUUCCCUCGUAUACAUACCGGCUACAGAUGACCACGGCGCUGGAAGUCAGGAUCGUUACAUUCAUCCUCAAUCAGACGCAGGCCUUCUCUGGUCGGGUGACAGUGACGUCCGCCAACAUGACGAAAGCGUGUUCUAACGUCACCGUGUACGACUUGCUGGUGGUGGUGACGUGUGAGCAGGCGCCUGUGACGCAGAACCUUACACUGGAGGUCAGCGCCGGUGCUGUCCUUCACCUGUGUGAGUGGCGGGUGUUCGGCAGGCCACCCUCGCUAGAUGGAGACUUUCACUUCUUGGAGUGUCUGCAGUCAGAAACAGGAAGUGAGUACAAGGGCGACGUCAGCUUCACAAGCUCCGGGGUCACGUGUCUGAGAUGGGACAGCGUCACUGGCACUUCCGCUUUAUAUUUUCCCGACUGGAACAUAACGGAGGUUGCAAAUAAAUGCAGAAAUCCUGGAGAUCCUGGAAAUCCUCGUCAAACCUCCCCUUGGUGCUACGUGAACACGACGAGUGGCAGGGAGGCUCAGUUAUGUUUUAUUCCAAAGUGCAGUAACUGGUGUGACGUCCCAGACGGGACCACUGAGUACAACGGUGACGUCAGACGUCCCUGCUCCAAGUGGACAGACGUGCUGGCGAAUCAGACGGUGCGACUGUUCAGAGGAGAGGACUUUCCAGACAGGUCAACCAAUCACAACUUCUGCCGCAACCCCAACAACUCGCCCACUGGUCCGUGGUGCUACACCGACCUCAACGGCACCUCACAGUCCUGCUCCGUUCCUCACUGUCCAACCGCACUGGUCAGUCUCAACGAGAGCGACCCUUUGUUUGACACCGUGACGUCAUGCUUUCUUGAGACCGGUGUGGAGGCCAACUACAGCCACGUGAGGGCCAGUGCCAGAGCCAGGUGCUUCACCUUGUCUGUCCUGUACGUCACAGUCCUGUGUAAGACCAACACCAGCCACCUGGCAGCGGUUCAAAUCGAAUGCGACUAUUGCCCGCCGUUGCCUACCACUUCUGGGCUCGUUGUGGACCAAAGGAACUACCCGCCGGGUACCAACGUCAGCUUCACGUGCAGUGACACCCGCGUGACUGUGGGUGGACGUGGCACACUGCUCUGCUCCCUCUCUCUGCAGUGGGAGGUCGUCUCUCAUGACCUCCAGUGCAAAGACUGGCCGAACUAUGGACAGAUGAUGGUGAAUUCAGCAAAUGACUCUCAACGGGCGGAUAGUAACGUCACAACGUGUGUUACGUUACCUGCUGGCUGGUACGACUUGACUCUGUCGGGGACACUUGAAGUCGCAGUCGUCACGUUCCGCUUUAAAGAAAAUGUCUUCCCACUAGAUGUAACGGUUGCUAUGACAGCAAACUCGGGACAAAAGGCCUGCACAGCGCUCAGCAAUGACACUGGGAGUGUCUUCAGGUGCCAGCAGGGCCCAGUCGGCAACAAGGUGCAAGUCCAGUUGCCCACGUGCACUCUGUGCAAAUGGGGAGUGUAUGGUCGGACCCUAAGCUCUGGAGCCAGCAAGGCCUUGCAGUGCCUGCAGUCACCAGCAGGUGUGGAGUACAAAGGAGACAUCAACUUCACGGUCAGUGGACGUGAGUGUCUACGAUGGGAUGCCAAGCAGUUGGCAAAUCCGUCUCCAGACGACCUCCCCGACAGUUCAGUUGCAGAAGCUGGGAACAAAUGUAGGAACCCUGUGUCUCGGCUAAAAGACCGGCCAUGGUGCUAUGUGGAUGGAGGCGGUCAGGACUGGGAGUAUUGCUGCAUUCCAUCUUGCGAAGCAACAUGCUGGAUACAGAACGGUGUGACCAGUUACUAUGGGGACGUGUCCGUUGCUUCCAACAACCAACCAUGCGUGUCCUGGAAGAAAGCUCUAGCAAACGAGGCAGUGACAUCACUCUGGCCUUGGGACUUCCCAGACCUGUCAACCGACCACAACUUCUGCCGCAACCCCAACAACUCGCGGACUGGUCCGUGGUGCUACACCGACCUCAACGGCACCUCACAGUCCUGCUCCGUUCCUCAGUGUCCCACUCAGCUGCUUGCUUACUACGACGACCCCUACAGGCUGUCGGUCAAGUGGUGUUACAUCGCCGAGGGUGUUGCUACCUUGCAGCAUGUCCUCACAGUUUACCAGUCCACCUGUUUAACCACUCACCUGCCCUUUCUAACAGCUCUGUGUGCCACCAACACCAGUUUCAUCGCUGUUCGGAUCCCAUGUGAGUUGCCGUCCUCUUGGUCUUCCAAUGAGAUGUCUUCAGCCGCUUCGACGAUUUUCUCUGACCAUGCAUCGACGCCAUUUCAUGUAACGUCCUCUUCUUCACUCGUCGGAGAGCACACAGUGAUGCCGAGCAGCGCUCUCUCGUACGUAACACGUCGGCCGUCCACACAGCCAGCCGUUGGGUACACAGCGACAUCAACUCUCGACUAUACCUCGAUAGUAAAGACCUCCACCAACAGCCUACACUUCGACCCCAUCACCAGCGUAACCACCAUGUCCUACAGCGCGCCUGGAAGUACCUGGAAGUCCAUCCUCCCCACGACCACGCCCAUCUUUAGCAUGGCGGCCACAUCCAGCCUCACCCACGCUGACACACGCGCCACUACCACUGCUUAUACAUCUACCCCCGUCACUACUAUCAUGUCCACCCCCACCACUGCCGCUACAUCUACUCCUAUCACCUCCGCUACGUCCACCCCCAGUUCUGCUGCUACGUCCACCCCUACUUCUGCUGCUACGUCCACUUCCAGUUCUGCUGCUACGUCCACUUCCAGUUCUGCUGCUACGUCCACCUCUACUUCUGCUGCUACGUCCACUUCCAGUUCUGCAGCUACGUCCAGCGUCACUAGGACUACUCCGUCAGCUGAAAGUUUUGGCAGGAGGCAGGCCAUGUGUCCCUGUGACUGUUUGCGGCGCUCCAUGAUGAAGAACAUGUCCGAGGUGCAGGUGCAGGUGCUGGUGGUGCAGCAGCAGAAGGAGCUGACCGUGGACAAGUACGUCUUGUCCAGCACGCGCCGCCUCAAGGCCUGCGAGCCCAACCAUGACAUCUACGCCGUGGCCACCGGCAGUGUUCUCGGUGUGACGGCGCUGGCCGUCGUUGUUCUCUUCUUCAUGAUGGGCGACUUGCUCGUCUUCAGCAGUUUCCUGCGCCGCGUGUGUCGGCGGUGGUGGCAGCGCUGGCGACGGAGAUAGUAUGACGUCAGUGGGAAGAACUUCGAUGAGAAAUAUAUUUUAUCCAUCAUCUUGUCCUCUUUUUUUAAGGCGUGAUUUUGACUGAGCUAUUCCGUGGGAUGAACUAGAAUGUAUGAGUAUUUUCUUAUCAGUUUCUUUAAACCAGGAAUCGUCAUCAUUGUGAUCAUGCCAGCUCUAACAUAAAAAAAUACUAAUCGUAAUUAUAUUACAUUAAUCUUUGAAACCUUGCACUGAAACUGUGAAACCCGUUGAUCGUUUAUCCGACAAUUUUACUUAACUGUUCAUUUCGUUGUUAGCUGCUAAGGCAUUCUACAAGAACAGUCGGUUUAAACACACGGCGUAACUAUGGCAACAUCUCUCGAUUCAUGAAUAUUCAAAGACUGCUGUGAGCCUACGGGUGAAAUCGUUUCAAGGCGCUGCUAAACACAAAGGCUUUGUAACAUUUGUAACAUAAAUUUUAAGCUCUUCAAGGAAAAGUCUACAUCGAUAGACCAGGCAGACGGCAUCAGUUAUCGUCCUAGCUUCUCCAAAGUAGACGAGUGUCGCAGACUGGCAGAGAAAGCCAGACAGCAGGAGCAUCGAAAAUGAAGUGACAGCCACAGAAAUGUUUAGUAUUCCUGUUAGCGACUUCCAGCUGAUGAAUAGGAAAUGCGUGAUGGAUGACAAAAGAGAGGUAUGAAGAUGACUAGAUGACUAGAUGCCAACAGCCAGUUGAUAUGGGGAGUGAAGUGGUGUGACUGUAGGCAGCCAGUGGAGCUGCUUCACAAGAGCUGUGAUGUGGUCGAGUGUCUGCCAUCUGGGAACA
Molecule: messenger RNA, 4846 nt
Organism: Pomacea canaliculata
Lineage: Eukaryota; Metazoa; Mollusca; Gastropoda; Architaenioglossa; Ampullariidae
Exons: 19
Coding region: 1-4041 (1346 amino acids)
Molecular function (GO): signaling receptor binding; endopeptidase activity
Source: RefSeq, a predicted model, not a curated record